AGUCUGCAACCCCAUGUGUCCUUCCAAACUUCCCCAAUCAUGUCUGAAGCAAAAAGUGAUGACUGCACAGUACUGUGGACAGCCUGACCGCCUGGCUGCCCCUCGCCCUCCUCUGCUGUUCUCCGCCUGUCCUUUUUCCUGCCUCGCUCUCUCCUCUCUGAAAGUGAGCCAGUGUGCAGAAUGACCUUCAACCACACCCACAGGGAACAAAAACAAAAGAGGGGGCAGUAGCAGGAUGGAGGAGAAAAUGGGAUAAACAUGAGAGGGGUGACAGAAAGGCAGCGGAAAGAAUAAGACGGAUAAAGAACAAAACUAAAACCCACGCUGAAGUGAGGACAAUGGAAAAUCUCUCUUCUCUUGGAAGCCAGCGGAGCGCAGAGCUGAAUCUGACAAGAAAGAUGACUCUCCUUCAUUUUCCCCACCACCCAGUCUGAUUAAACCUCUCACUCUAAAAUGAACCCAGCACACUGAGAGCCACAGAAACGAGGGAGCUGAGGACCUGAGCCUUUGCUAAAGGUGCAGACUGGAAUGCCUUCAGAUACACUUGAAGGAGCCAUAGGAAGAAGGGAUGCUAUGAAAUUCCUUAAAAAUCACAUCUGUGAUGACAAAGGACCAAAAAUUAAAUUCUUAAACCAGAAAAGCAGCCAGCUCUUUUUGAAAACAGUUUCCAAAAGAUUCAUUUUCAACUAGAUCUGUCGCAGAAAUUCCAAAUCCUUCUGUUUAAGUGUGCAGUAAGCCGGCUGUAAUGAGUUCAUCCACAAUAGAGGGAUGAUUUCCUUGUGUGACUAAGACAGUAAGUAGACAGAAGGAGGUCUAAUUAAAGUUGUAACAUCUGCCUUCUGAGCUCUAAGUGUGUCUACAGGCAAGCAUCUUUCGCUCCACUUCCUCCGCUCUUAUUUCAAACGAAGAAGGGUAAACAAGGUAUUCCGCCUGCUCCCACACAAUGCAACUAAUCUUCUGCAAGGGGCAUCAUCAUAAUUACCAUAACCAAUGAGUAUACUGUAACUGGGUGCUCUCAAAUAUUCAUAGCAUCUUCCAGCUUAACUUCCACAGCUGCUGGUGGAGAAGAGGAGGAGAAACUGAGGAGGAGAAACUGAGGAGGGUGGGAGGUCUGGAGUGGAGCACGUAACCUGCUUACAAAUUAACACCACAACCAAAGUCGGACAGCGUGAGUGAGUUUCUCCUCUCGCUGUUGCGCCGCUCUUCGUACUCUCGCAUGAGCCAUCUUCUUCUCGGUCUGCGGUCUCCACUUUAACGUUACGCGGAUGCUCCACUUCUGACCGACUUCCCCCGGCUGCUCGGCACAGCCGGAGCCCGCCCGAGCCGCAGCAGCAAGCCCUGCACGGCUCUCUGCCCCCGCUGCUGCGUGGAAAGAUAAACCAACAACGGCAGACCGCGACACUGCGGGAGGUGACAGAUCCAGAUUCAGAUCGAGCCUCUGCAAUAACCACAGACACAUCGGCCAUGCCAUUUCUGCACAGAGGAGGAAAUCUUGAUAAGUAUGAUAAGAUUUUUUUUUCUUUUUUUAAUCCUACAAACUCGGGUCUGCUUGGUGUGGCAGUGGCGAUGACUUUCCACUCUUAACAGCCUCGAGAUGAGCCUUCUCCUGGAGCCUGCCUCUAUACAAAAACCCGGACUGUAAGAACAAGACUUUAUCACCGAGCCUGGCUCAUCAACGACAAUAAAAGAGACUUUAUUGGUCAUCGACUGCGCUUCUACUUGGAAGAAAAAGCACAUUACUCGCUGUAAAUCAAGCCAGGAGGAUCGAGCCUAAGUGCAAGACGAAUGGUUUGGGCAUGGUGCCCACGCCCCAGGUGUGCGUAUCAACCCUGGUCACAGUGAGCACGAUGGCAGUGGUGGACCUCUACCUGCUGGAGCAGAGCAUGCUGGGUGCUCGUGGUCUUCCAGGACCUAGCGUGUGGCAGUGUGCGGCAGUGUUGCUCGGUGAUGUGGGCUUCCUGCUGGCGCUGCGCUUUGUGUCGGCCGGUGUGGUGUCAGAGGCGCGGUCACCGCGUCGUGGUUUUGCCAACGCCCUCUGGUUCCUGUUCCUGUCACUGCUCCAGCUCAAGCUCUUCUUCGUCUGCCAUAACUACAGGCAGGAGCGCCGUCCACCAGAUCCGCUUGCCAGGAAGACCCUGACGCUGCUGCUGUCCAUCUGCCUGCCUUCCCUGUUUCUUAUCCUGACGGGAGCUGACCAUAUGACCCCGCAGCGCAGAAAGCAGGAGGUACGUGGCCGGCUCCUGUGGGUUGUGGUGGACCUGCUGGAUGUGCUGGACCUGCAGGCGGGAUUAUGGGAAGCCCAAGGCGGGGCUGCUGCGGGGAGUGGAGGGGUCGUUGAACAGAGGCUGCCCAUUUGGGCGGAGGGCCUGGUCUUUUUUUAUUGCUACGCCCUCCUGCUGCUGUUGCCCUGUGUGGCUCUCACAGAGCUGGGGGCCACUGGCCUGCCAGGACAGAGGGGUCCCCGUAAGGAGGCUCUGUACCCUUGGCUUAGCUUGGUCACUAUCAAUAUCUUCACCCUGGCCCUGAGGGGCACAGGCAUGCUGUGGUACAGGGACCCCCGUGUGUCCACUGUGUUCCUGGGGAAGAACCUACUGGCUCUGGCUGUGAAGCUGAGCUCAGCCUGGGAAAGACACAAGCAGGAGCGCGGUGCUACAGGAGCUGGGACUGUGGCUGGAGCAGAACCAGGAGACUCGACCCUGCCAAGCCAGAGCUCAGAGCAGGGAGAGGGCCAGGACCAGGGGAAAGCUCCUCCCUCUCAUUAUCACGCACUGUCUCGCUCCCAAAGCCACACACUCUCCCACGUCAGCAUGGAGCCCACGGAGACGCCCUUAGGACCCUCUUUCAUUUCCCAUGAACUUUAGAGAGUCACUCUGAACAAAAGCAUGUGAUCACACAUCCACACUUAAAAGUCGGACCAGCAGAGCCAGUAUCACAUCCAAACAGAUAACUUGUAUUGCGUUUCAGUACAACAGUGAUAGGUCUAAUGCAGAGCUGUGGAAAUGCAUUUGGCAAGCUUGGCUUUCUGCACAUUUUGUUGUGCUAAUAAUAACUCAAAAUACAUUGCUGGGAUUUGUGGGAGUGUAUUUUUUAAAGUGAUCACUGUGAACACAUCUAUCAGCCUGUAAACAAUAAUCCAGAAAUGUAUGUUGAAGUCUAGUAGUGCUUAUUCCUUUCUUUAAUCUGGGCACAGCUGUCCAAACUGCCACAGAUUUGUUGAAUGUGUUGCAUUCAUAACCCUGUUUAAAUUAUUGUAUUGUUUUACUGCAUUACUCCAUUUACAGUAUCUCAUAUUGGUUUACUUGUUAAUUUUUGAGUUCAGGUCACGUGGCUUGUUGGAAAAUGGAGAUCAACACUUUUCUUCCAUUAGAUGCCAAAAUACAGACUCUGACCUUUAGUGUACUUCUUUCUCUGUCACUUUACAGGGACCUUUCACAGAGAAAGGUUUAAUACAGAGGAGUGAUGAUUUAUUUCCCCCUUUCCACAGAGCCAUGAUUCAAGUCCUAUUUGAAUAGAUUUGAAAGGCAUGAAGAGGUAAAACUAUCCAGUUUUUCAAAAUAAAAAGUAAAGAUGAGAGAAGAAAAUUAAAUACAAAAUGUGUAGCAGAUCUUUUAUCCUCAUAUCCUAUCUUUUUUUAUGCUCUCAUGACAUCCAAGAUUUAUCUUAAACAUCAGCUGGAAAUGAUUUUAGAGAUGCAUACUGAACCGUCACAUUUAUUUUAGAACCACUUUUGCUGUAAAUGUUAAAACCCUCCUGCAGCAAUUCUACCACAACAAAAAUGUGCAUAACUCAAGAUGCCAACUAUUUAUGAAACACACCGUUUUCAUAAAUACAAUCUUUCAACAGUAGGGCUUAAAGAGGGGAAUUUUGCAUCAUCUUAAUCCUAUUGCAACACAAACUACAGUACAGGUCUAUUUUACUACAUUGUUUACAAAGACAGAAUACCAUUGUGAGUAAUCCCUUCACCAGUUCAGAACACAUUUAAAAAUCAUGUUUUGCUGUCGUCUGUACUUGUCUUAAAAGUCUCUGUCAGUCAUUUUCAAAAAGAAGAAGAAGAAAAAAAAAACUGUCCAGCUGCCUCAGAUUAUUAAGAGUUAACUUUUUGAUUACGGAUGGAGCCUUUCAUUCACUGAUUUGUUAACAUGUGGGUGUUGUAGUAUUUGGUCGUCAUGGGAUUAUGGGUCAGAGAAGCAGGUGUAGAGGAUGUACAGUACAGACAAGUGCCUUGUUUCCUCAUGGAUCUACGAGCCUCUGCAUCGUCACGAGGUGUACACAUUAUGUGUACCAUGUGGAACUUGGACAUAUGCCAUGUGUACACUGUGAAGUUAUUCCACAGCUGCUGUCAGCUACACCUCCAGGACAGAGUGCAAGCUAAUAAAGUGUUUCAUACUCGCCUAGUGUUGACAGUUCAUUGGCUAUUAUGUAGGAGCGUUAUUGGCAGCCUGUCACCCACAUGGGGAAAAACAGGAGUCAGUCCUUAUUUAAGGCCAAGAGGCCUUAAUAUGUAUUAUAUAUUUCAAAAUAUUUUUGUCAGAAGAAAAAUUGCACAGAAAUUCAAGCAAGAAAGGGGUGCUCUUUGCUUCAUGGUGCGGCACACUGACAAAAGGCUGUCAUUUAUCACAAUUAUGCCAGCAGCCCCAUCAGCUUGGAUCCUCUCGCAGUAAUCCUUGAGUGUGCUGUCGUGUUGUCUGCCUUUAAUGUUAAAAGAGAGAUGGGGUGUGCCUGUCAAGAGUUGUAGUAAGUGUGUGAUGUUUUUAGAGUGAACUGGCUCUUUGCUCACAGCGGCUGUGAAUGCACCCGCCGGCCUCGCCUCUGAGCUUAAAUGGUCCUAUUAAUUGAAAUUGAGGCAUUUGUCAAAAUGCAAGCGCUUAUUCUCAGUGCUUUACGCUUGAUUUACAGGCUAUAUUAACAGGAUGUAUUAAGACUAAUGUACACACUCAAGCACAAAAAGAAAUUCAUUCAAAGUGUCAGUGGGGAAUUUCUCUCCGGUUCAGAGAAACUUUUAAGGGAAAACCAUAGAGGGAUAACCAGAGUAGUAGACAGCAUCCAGCUCUUGCCUACCCUCUUACUUUCAUCCCCUCCUCCCUCGCUUACUCUAAAUUUCAAACAUACGCAUACUGGAUGCACUCCCUGUUGGGCAACUUCUCAUGUUUCUAUUAUACUAAAAGCAGUGACUGCAUAGGCAGCAGCAUUUCGGCAAAUGACUACUUCCUAGAAUUUGUUACACCUGUUAAGUUCUAGAUACAAUGCUCAGCAUUUUCCCUCAGCUCCCACCGACUCUCAUAAUCUGCUCCUGAAGAAAAGUGCAUGAGCCACUCUCCUAUUUUCUUUCUCCUUUUUCCGCUUUCUCCGGUGCUCUGUUUUAUUCUCCUCCAUUCGCCUGUGCUAAUUUCAAUCCAGCCUUUAAUUAUUCUCCUGUACCAAAGCUGUCCGUUUCCCUUUUUUGUCUCCCAUUCCUUCGUUUAUUUCUCUCGUUUGUUUAAAUUUGCCCCGCAGCCGACAGGCAGCCUACCUCUCUGCACUUCCCCUGUCAAGGGUGGUUAGUCAGAGACGGAGAAAAAAAACGAGGAGAAGAGGCAGGCUAAGAUUAAAAGGGCCGGAGCCACUGCCUAAAGCAGAUCGGCUGCCGACUGCCAUUUAUUUACCGCUACACACAGUGUGAGCUUGAUGGAGCACGGGACCCAGAGAGACAAACGCACACAACAUGCCACCCGACAACAAUGACAUCCCAAACAGUCCAAAAGGAGGCACCUUUAGACACACAUAUGGCUUUGUUUUGCUCUGUUGAGCACUUGGUUACAACCCAUUUCACCUCAUUACCCCGACAUGGCGACAGCUACAGUAUGCCUACAAGCUCACACCCACCUUCUCUGGCAGAAAGAGACACAUUUAACAGACAUAUGUCUAAAUCAUUCAGGACACACCAUCAGCACCAAAGCUUUUGGGGAGAACUUCAAAGUAUAUUAUACAAGAUGAUGCAAAAGAGUCUGAGAAGAAAUGCAAUGCAAUACUGGAGACAGAUGCAUACUAAUGCUGGUCUCAGGUGUUGGGGUGACAUCAGGCUUAAACAGGUGAUAACUACUGGUCAAUGUUUCUGAUGCUUAAAUAAAAUGAAAUAAAGAAGUAGGCUUAAAACAAUUUCUCAAAUAAUCAGUUAGCUCGUCGACAGGACAUUAGUCACUAACUAAUUUAAUCAUGACUUAAUUAUUUGUCAAACCCAAAUGCAACAGUUUCUCGUUCCAGCCUCUCAAACACGAGAAUGUGCUGCUUUUUCUCUUUUAUAUCAUUGUAAAUUACAGGUGUUCAGUAGAAGAAUCUUUGACAACGAAUGCUUACACAGAACUGACAAUACUGAAUCCCUAUUGUCACGGACUGAAUCAGUAGCUUUUAGCAGUGGAGCUACACUUGUCAGCUGUGCUGUGAUUCACAUUACUUUCUCUUUAAAAGUCUAUUAAAAGACAGCGAAAGCCACAGAAACGAUCAUAGUCCGAUAACUCUGUCGCUACUAAUGGGCUACUGAGCUAUUAGCCCAUACAGUGCUUGUAUAGGCUAGUUUUGCACUGAUCGGAAAGUCACAGGUUGGACUGGCAGCAGACUGAACGUACCUGUAUGCUGUAUGAAAGGUGAUGGUUCACUUACUGUUGUACAUGCUGAAGUGCAUUUGAACGGUGAUGUGACCGCUUAGCUAAGGAGGAAAAGUAAACAAACUACAUAGUCAGUGACUAGGAAUCUUUGAACUGAACUUAAUGAAAAUAAUAGUUAGUUGGAGCCUUUGCAUAGAAGUAAAUUCUUCUUUAUAUUGCCACUAUGUCUUAGCGGAGUUUAUGAACUCAAAAUCAAGAAGAGAAAGGAUAAAUGUGGAGGAUAAAUGAGAAACAAAUACAAGAAAAGGAAAAAUCCAAUAAUUCAACUUUCUUCUGGCUGAAACAGAAUAUUUGGACAAGGAACAAGUGUUGUAAGGUGAAAUGGACAAACAAAGACAGGAAGUGAAGACCACACUGCAUACUUGUCGAAGUUGGUAAAGAAACCCAGAUUCUUGUUCUUGCCUGUCAUCUUGAGCUGUCACACAUUUCAGAUUCUUCAAUAUGAUAAAAUUUCCAACGAGAGGAAAGAAAAGCUGUUUUUUGGGGGGGUAAACAUGCAAAGAUCCCACACACACUCCCACUGAUGCUGACAUAGCAGCACUCAUGUCACUGUGACAGGUUUUAUAUGAUGUGAGAGACAUGGAGGGAUUUAAAAAAAAAAAUAUGAUUGCUAUUGUUUGAAGUUUUUAUGUAUGCCUAUUGGGAGCUGCCAUUAAAAAUAUUCCCCCUGUC
This is a messenger RNA of Perca fluviatilis (European perch), 7313 nucleotides long. It is a transcript of the gene tmem265, whose product is annotated as transmembrane protein 265. The transcript is spliced from 2 exons. Lineage: Eukaryota; Metazoa; Chordata; Actinopteri; Perciformes; Percidae. The record is from RefSeq and is a predicted model, not a curated record. The coding region runs from base 1797 to 2861 and encodes 354 amino acids.